CUCCUGAAAAAUAGUGUUUUAUUGAUAAGAGAUUGAGAUACAUAUUUUACAUCACAAGACUAGUUACCUUGUUACAAGUUAGUUAUUUUAAUCUACUCCUCUAACAAACUUCAAUUACACUCAGGAUUGAAUUACAAAUCAACAACUCCGCCCCUAAAUAUGAGACUCUCAAAAACCUCUUUACUCCUGAAAAAUGGGUGUUCAAAUAACACUCCCCGUAAUAAUAUUACCUCUGAUUCCACUUAUUAACAUCAAUGAAUGAAUUAGUAAAAAAAAUAAAAUAAAAAAUCAAUGAAUGAAUUUCUCACCACUAAUUUAUUUGACAAAAAAUACACUAUUUGCUUUUUUAAUAUAGAACAAAAAUUACUAUAAAAGGAGUAAAGAGCUUUAUUCGACUCAAAGGAAAUAAGAGCUAAAAAUAGCAUAUUCUAUGUUUGCUUUUAAAAACCUUAUUUAAUCUCUUUAUAGGAAUAAAAAACAUCAUUUAGUAUCAUAGAAGAUAUUUUGAUAACAUCAGUACACUUUUUGAGCCUUGUGGGGUGUCCCUCUCUAAAUAAGCACACUUCUUCUCUCUCCUUGUCCCUUUCCUCAUCAGUUUCCCUUUCUCUUUACCAAAUAUAGCCACUAAAAUAACCAACAAGGCAAACCUGUUGUCUCAUCUCAUCAUCUCAUUAUAGUUAAAUAUCCAACUCACCACACAAAACACACACACUCACAAAUACUCUCACGGUUACCUCAUUUCUUCAACCAUGAUGAUUCACUAUAUAUACACUACCUUACUCUUCAAUCUUUUUACACCAACUCUCUUUUCAAUUCUCACUUCUCUUGAUCUCAAAACCAUUUUCAUCUCCAGUCUCCAACACAUAAAUAUGUUUACUAGUAGUAGCAGCUCUUCUUCUUCACAACCUAUUUCGUCGGAACCAUCCUCUUCCUCCCGCAUGAUAUCACUGCCGAAUUUAGAGGUAUCUCAUGAGAUAUCGUUUUCCAACGAGGAGGUGCGGUUAGCUGCAACUACCCCGAAGAAGCGUGCAGGGAGAAAGAAGUUCAAGGAGACUCGCCACCCGGUUUACAGGGGUGUCAGGAGGAGGAACUUAGAUAAAUGGGUAUGUGAAAUGAGGGAGCCUAACAAGAAGACUAAGAUUUGGCUAGGGACUUUUCCAACGGCCGAGAUGGCAGCUAGAGCACAUGAUGUUGCAGCAUUUGCAUUGAGGGGUCGUUAUGCUUGUCUAAACUUUGCAGACUCGGCUACGCGGCUUCCUAUACCUGCAACUACAGAGACAAAAGAUAUACAAAAGGCAGCUGCAGCAGCUGCUGAGGCUUUUAGACCAAACAAUAUUUUAAUGACUACCGACAUUGAAGACACGGCUGAAGCUUCCGCCGCUACAGAGGAGCCGCUUAUGUUUAGUUUGGAAGAGGAAGAAGAGGGAGAGUUGAACAUUCCAGAGUCAUUGAGGAAUAUGGCACUAAUGUCCCCUACACAUAGCUUAGAGCAUGAGCAUAAGCAUGAGCAUAUUAAUGAAGAUUUUCAAGAUGUUGAGGUGUCACUAUGGAGUUUUUCAAUUUGAUUUUUUUACUUUUUUUAAUGUUUUUUCAGUUGUAUUUUAUUUGUUUGGUUUAUGUUUUAUUGAAUUUUUAUAUAAAGUUUACUGUUAUUUUUGGAUUGUAAUGGACCAUUUUUUAUCAGUAGUACUGAUAUUGUAUAUAUACAUAAAUGGAAGUUGAAAAAAUUAUAUUUUUAUAGCUUUUCUGUGAAUGAAACUAAACAAGUAUAAAGUGCAUCUCAUCCGUUUUAUAAUAUUGCAAUAUGACAGAUCAAUAUCCCUUUACUAUCACGUGAUUUCAUUAUUCCAUUUCCAUAACUGAUUAUGCUACUAGUAUGAUUUUUUCAGUCUAUGUUAUAAUAUGAAAUGUCAAAUGGAAUUAAGUGUGUUGACACAUUAAGCUGAUUUCAAGUUGAGUUUUGGUCAAUAGUUGUAUAGUGUACUCACUCCGGCCGUAUUUAUAAGAAAAUGUCAACUUUUCAGAUUCAUUGAAUACGUGAUGUAUCUCAUCUAUAUUAUAAAUCAGAUACAUUAGUUAUUCAAUGAAUCUGAAAAAAAAAAAAUUUUGUUUAUAAUUAAGGCUGGAGUAUUAUCUAAAGAACAAUUUUAGAACCUGUUUUAAAUCAAUUGUGUUUUUGCAAGAAAAUAUAACACAUGAGGUAGUAAAGCUGGCAGCAAAGUGAUCAGAAAUCUAAACAAUAACACAACAAUGCAACAACAGCAAAAUUCCCAAAUCAGAAAUUAAACACAACAUUAAUAACUCAAACAGACAAUAUAUUUAUUACCACCCAUUGCAUUUUGCUCCUAAGGCCAAUUUUAAUCAAGUGAUUGGUCCCAAAUGAGCUUCUAUUAAGACGAAUCAUUCGGUAGAAUCUAAGUUCAAUUUUUUAGAAGAACAAUUUUUUGUUAGAGUCUAUUUACGUCAUAGUCGAAUUCUAAAUUAUCAGACGUUUUCCCCGAAACAGGGUUAACACAGAAAAAAUGACAUCUUUACACAAUUUUUUACUCAGUCUGUUCCAAAAUCAGAAAUAAAACCAAAUUAAUAUCAAAAUAAAUAACAAGGAAACACUCAAUUCAACAAAAAAUUGGGGAUUUUCUCAAAUCAAAUAUUUAACUUGUUUAACAGGAGGAUAAAGUUUAUGAUUAUCAACAAAAAUUCAGGAUUUUUAGUUUGAAAGAAUGAACUGAAUAAAAAAUAAAGCAGCGGAAUAAGAAACUCACCUUAGAA
This is a messenger RNA of Trifolium pratense (red clover), 2769 nucleotides long. RefSeq names its product dehydration-responsive element-binding protein 1A-like. Gene Ontology annotation, molecular function: DNA binding; DNA-binding transcription factor activity. Lineage: Eukaryota; Viridiplantae; Streptophyta; Magnoliopsida; Fabales; Fabaceae. Bases 750 to 1565 code for a protein of 271 amino acids. Gene Ontology annotation, biological process: regulation of DNA-templated transcription. The transcript has a single exon. The record is from RefSeq and is a predicted model, not a curated record.